Messenger RNA from Cynara cardunculus var. scolymus (artichoke), 1524 nucleotides. RefSeq names its product F-box protein At4g00755-like. Bases 107 to 1225 code for a protein of 372 amino acids. Lineage: Eukaryota; Viridiplantae; Streptophyta; Magnoliopsida; Asterales; Asteraceae. The record is from RefSeq and is a predicted model, not a curated record. The transcript has 6 exons. Gene Ontology annotation, molecular function: protein binding.
UCCACCGCCACACCCUCGCUACCUGUUCAAUCGCCUAUCUUUCUUUCUCUUAGGGUUUUUUUUCAAGCGAUUCCUUCAGAUUCUCAUUAAACAACGGAAAAAGGUAAUGGAGACUCAAAUCGACUUCUUGCAAUGGCUUCAACAUGACAUGACACUCAAAAUACUUGUGUGUCUGGAUGAUUCAGCUGACCUCAUUCGUGUGUCUGCCGUAUCUCGAUACUUGCAAAAUUUCGUGAUCUCUAAUGGACUUAGUAGGCAGCUCUGUAUGAGAAAAUUUCCUCGGCUUGCUAGCAUUGAUCGUGUAGUCGAAUUGAGUCACAACUCGGAUACCGAUUCAUCCAGUGAUGUUGUUGGGCAUGAAGCGGCUGAGAGAGAUCACAGAGCAUAUGCUUCUCUUUUUCGAGCUCUCACAGCAUUUCCACAAACUUACUGCAUUGCUGAUCCAGUGAGUGCCUCGAGCACUGAUAACUACCCGGAAGAAAGCAUCAUGAAUACUCUCGACCCGAGAGACAAAAUUUUACAUAGGGAUUCAUACUGGUCAAGUAAAGGAAGUGACGAUCCGGAAGUGCCUGAGACAUUAAUAUACAACUUGACAGCUAAUUUUUGUGUUAUAACAGAAAUUAACUUACAUCCAUUCCAAGCUUUGUUUCAGUUGGAUCACCCAAUAUACGCGUCAAGAUUUGUGCGGUUUCGAAUGGGCCAUCCGAAAUCUUGGAAUGAGAUAGAACAUGAUUUCAUGGAGUCACAAGAAUGUGCAGAUGACAAGUUUAUUUGGACAUACACCUCAGAAAUAUUCCCGGUGGCUCAGGAAAAUCGCUUACAAAAGUUCAAGUUGCUGGAACCCGUAGUCUGCAUAGGUGGUUUCUUGCAAAUUGAGUUGUUAGGCCGGGUUCAGAAACAAGCAGCGGAUGGCAGAUAUUAUAUAUGUGUGGUUCAUGUUCAAGCUAUAGGACGCCAAUUAUCACCUGCGUUUUGUAUGGAGUUUUCUGGACCAUCUAACAUUACAUCUCUCAAGUACGACGCUGAGCAAUUCAAACAUGUUAUGCAAAAAGUCUCCAACGGACAUAAUGGGUCACUUAGUACCAGUCUACUACCGAUACAACCUCCUCGGCAACUAGCGUGGGGAAAUCUGGAAGAUUUAAUUCACAUGGUAAAUGCACAUGAAAACGGCGUCGAAUAUGAAUGGAUGGAGGACGAUGACUUUGAGAUGGAGAUGUUGAGAUAGAUUCAGGUAAACAUGGUACAUAUGUGUUUCUUUGACCUGUAUUAUACAUCAUAUAUAGCUUCUGGUACUAGAAGCUUCUUCGAUGUCGAUGCUGUGUGGCCGUAAGAUUGUCGUUUUAUUUCCCGAGCUGUUAUCCAAGCAAAAAGUUUAUUGUUACUAGGUUCCGUAAGAUGUGUGUUCUUGGAAGUAAUUUUCUCGUUUUCAGUAGAGGAUCUGAAACUCUCUUUAAAUAAGAAGUUCUGAUGGGAUCCGGUGCAUUAUUUAUGUAAUUUUCCGUCUAGAAAUGUAUGUAGUUAUGU